Molecule: messenger RNA, 2141 nt
Organism: Chroicocephalus ridibundus (black-headed gull)
Lineage: Eukaryota; Metazoa; Chordata; Aves; Charadriiformes; Laridae
Gene: TMEM200B
Product: transmembrane protein 200B
Exons: 3
Coding region: 344-1639 (431 amino acids)
Source: RefSeq, a predicted model, not a curated record
GCCCCAGACGUCCCGGCGGCGGCGAGGGCGAGCGGGGAGCUGGGAGUCGGUCGCCCCCGCCGCUCCAUGGCCACGGCCGCGGCGGCGGAGCCCAGCGCCCGCCGCCCCCGGGGGAGCGGGAGCGGCCCCGGCGGGAGCAGCGCGGCUCGGCGGCCGCCGUCGGGGACACGUGCAGAGCGUGUUUUAGCUUCCCCUUACGGCGGGGCACCACUUACCCCGUGCGCGACGGUGCCAGCCGUGGCGUCCCUGAUGCCGAUGCUUCCCUGCCGGGCUGGUUUUGGCAGCAAUUUUGACGCCUUCUUGCUCGUCUAGAAAUCAAGGAGGAGCGGCCGAGCCGGCGAGGAUGACUGCCGAGAGCGCCGAAACCAACGGCCCCGUGCGGGAGCUGGAGGCGGGGGGGACCAAGCCACCACCCCCCCGCAUCCCGCCGCGGCGCCGGGGACGCCGCCUGCGCCGCAAGUCACCGCCGGAGGUGCCGGUGAAGGGGCAGCUCCGCAUGCGCUCGCCGUCAGGAGCCUUCGUCAUGGUGGGCAUCUCGGUGGUCCUGGUGGGCAUGACCAUCGCCGUGGUGGGCUACUGGCCCCACCGGGGACCUGGGAGCACCGUGGCUGGCGCGGGGAACACCAGCAUGGCAGGGGACAUGAGGAGGGAGGUGGCCGCCGGGCGCCACGUGCCCCACAGCGAGAAGCUCAAGCUGAUCGGCCCCGUCAUCAUGGGCAUCGGGCUCUUCAUCUUCAUCUGCGCCAACACCAUGCUGUAUGAGAACAGGGACAUGGAGACCCGCAGGCUGAUGCAGAAGGGACUCUACUCCAUGGCGGCGGGUCUCCCCGAGGGCGCCGGCCCUGAGGACGGGCACUGCCAGCGCGGGGACGGCCAGCCCGUCCCCAAGGCCAACGCCGAGUGCGUGGAGGGCUGCUACCAGGUGGAUCUCUCCUGCCAGCCCAGCCCUGGCAACAAGUGGUCCGACUGCUACGGCCCCAACAGGCUCCAGACCGCGGCCGAGCUCCUGCAGCAGCCGGCAGCGUCCCCCGCCGCCUCCCUCCUCAGCCUCCGCCCCGGCGCCUCCGCCGAGGCCAACCUCAGCCUCUCCUGCCGCGCCGGGGCCGAGUCCCUCCUCUCCUCGGCUGUCGGCGCCUUGGCAUUGCCCGUCAUCAAGCUCAACAACCGCUUGCUGGACGUGGCGGCGCGGGGGGCCGGGCAGAGGGCAGAGGGGGGCCCCGCCGAGCAUCCCCUUGAAGACCCACGGCUCUCCCGGGGCGGCAGCAUUGCGCCCCGUGGCCAGGACCAUGAUGGAGGUGGCCACGGCCGUGAUGGUGGUGGCCACGUUGUCAUCAACAUGGAUGGCGGCUGCCCCGGCGCGGAGCCGGAGGAGUUCGGCCUGGACGCGCAGCUCCACACCCCGGGACACUCCAAGUCCCUGGACCUCGGUCGGCCGGGGGUGCUGCUGGUGGCCCCCAUCAAGGACCGUAAGAACCGGAGCUGGCCCCGGCUGGACCACGUCAGCCUGGUGGGUUACGCCAAACUGGAAAGUACUGGCGAGUCCUCGGACCGGCUGCUGGAGCCCGGCAAGCCCCCGAGCCGCAGCGAGCCCCGACCCAGCUCCUGGGUGGUGGGGACGGAGCGGGGGGAGCGGGUCUGACGUCCCCGCGGCCCCCGGGGACCGUCACGUCGCAGUCCCUCCUCCUGACCCCCGGCAGCCACCAGUGACCCCAGAACCCCACAGCCGGGAGGGGUUUGGGGACGGCGUUUUUAAGCGGAUGCCAAGACGGGGGUCCCGACCCGUGGCUCGAGGACGUGCCUGGGGUGGGAUGUCCUCUCCUGGGGUGGGAUGUCGUCUCCUGGCUGCCUCUCGACGGCUCCCCGGUGGCUGCCCUUGGCCUUACAAGCCCUUCUCCCGGUGGCUUUUCCAGAGGAGCCCUCGCUUUGGGACCCAGCACAAACUGCGGGAUGGGGACGUGGGGCGGGCGAAGCCCCGCCGGCCUCCGCAGCACUUUAUUUCAGUGGGGUGGGGCGGGUGUUUUUUGCGGGGGAGAGGGGGGGUGUCCCCUUCCCCAGCCUCAACCCACCGGGAAAUUUGCUUGACCGGAGCACGUAAGCCCGACGGGGCUAUUAAAUAUUCUCUCGAUGCCACGCGGUCCCAC